CUCGCUGGGAGUAUAACCUUCUCUGUCGACGCUCAUCCUUUUUCCCAUCGCCAUACUUUGCCUGCCACCAUGCCUUCCGGUACAGGUGUCGUCGACGCUUUCAAGAGUCUGUUUCAUUUCUCUGUCGUUUUUAUUUCCUUUUGCUUACUUUCUCCACCCUCGAGCACAGACCUCAUCAGACACGGCAAGAACCAUCAUAAUGCAAGACAACAAGAAGCCGAUGCUCAAUAUCAGUCCAACAUAGCUGCCCAACAACAACAGCAACUCCAGCAGAAGCAAGCACGCGAGACUCAAGCACGAGAAACGCGCGAGCCACGACAACACCAAGCACAGCAGCAACAGCAGCAAACACAGGCGCGGACUGCCUCUCCCAAGUACAAGGACGAAAUCGAGAAGAUUGUCCAGGAGGAGAGAGAGGCAAAGAGCAAGAUGCCUUCCUACAAGGGUCUUGAGAACUUCAAGCUCCUUGACAAGAUGGGAGACGGUGCGUUUUCCAACGUCUACAAAGCUAUCGAUCUACGAACCGGGGAAAAGGUCGCUGUCAAGGUCGUUCGCAAGUACGAAUUAAGCGCUUCACAGGCUGGCGAUAUGCAUCUAAAUCGCGAGUUCAAGAAGAAGCCGCGCGUGACAGAGCGAGCAAAUAUUCUGAAAGAAGUGCAAAUCAUGCGCGGUACCAACCAUCCUUCAAUAAUCAAGCUCAUAUCUUUCUCUGAGUCACAAGAACAUUAUUUCCUAGUACUCGAACUGAUGGAAGGUGGAGAGCUCUUUCACCAAAUUGUCAAACUCACCUACUUCAGUGAGAACCUGGCGCGGCACGUCAUUCUCCAAGUCGCACAAGGCAUCCGUCAUCUCCACGAGGAACGCGGUGUCGUACAUCGGGACAUCAAACCGGAGAACCUUCUUUUCGAACAGAUACCUGUCAUCCCGUCCAAAAAUCCUCCACCGAAGCAAUUUGAGGAGGAUAAGGAGGAUGAGGGUGAGUUUAUACCAGGAGUUGGCGGUGGCGGAAUUGGCCGCGUGAAGAUCGCCGACUUCGGUCUAAGUAAGGUCGUAUGGGAUGAACAGACGAUGACUCCAUGCGGGACCGUUGGUUACACCGCUCCGGAGAUCGUGAAAGAUGAACGAUAUAGCAAGAGUGUCGAUAUGUGGGCACUAGGCUGUGUCCUGUAUACCCUUCUUUGCGGUUUCCCUCCAUUCUAUGAUGAGAGUAUCAACGUCCUUACCGAGAAGGUUGCUCGUGGUUAUUAUACGUUCCUCAGUCCAUGGUGGGACAGUAUCAGCGACACCGCUAAGGACCUGAUCAGCCACUUGUUAUGCGUGGAUCCUGCGCAACGGUAUACAAUAGACGAGUUUCUUGCUCACCCAUGGUGUAAGGCUGCUCCUGCUCCGCCACCACCACCGACUCCGGCAGCUGCCUUCGCCAACGCUCCACUCGACUCACCACUACUGGCAUCUCUCCGAGGCGGUCGCGAGGCUCGUUCGCCAGGCCUGGCGACACUGAAAGAAGCAUUCGAUAUUACCUAUGCGGUGCACCGUAUGGAAGAAGAGGGAGCACGUCGACGAGCACAAAAGGGUGGCGCGAAUCGUGGGUUCCUCACAGGGUUGAACGAGGAAGAAGACGAAGAUGAGGAGGAGAAUCUUGUCGAAGACACCCGCAGACGUUACGGCGAUGAAGUUGCUGACGAUCUGGAGGAGAGACGAAAUCGAGGGGCCGGGCAGAACCAGGUGCAGAACGUGGCUGUUUCUCAGGCUGCUCGUGCUGGAGCGAAGACAGCUGCGAAACGAGCCGUACAAGGUCAAACACGACAAGCAGCCCCGGGAGGCGGUGGAUUUGACGGGCGCGCCGGUCAAAGAGACCGAGGCAGAAGAACAGCUGGCGUUACAUUCGAUUUGCAGCUGGAUAACGCAACGCUAAUCGGUAGACGGCAUAAGCGUGCGGCAGGGAAAGAAGGCGCGUCCGGUAGCCCGUUAGCGAAUCAAAUCGUGUCAAGGGAAGAGCUGCCGCAGAACCCCGGAAGCCCAAUGAGAGUGGAUUAGAGCCGAGCAUAUUCACACCAUCGUUUCUCUAUAUCCAAUUGGCUGGGCGAUACCCUGCGAGGCUCAUCUCGUAUAUAUUAUCAGUCUGGAGUCCUCAUCUGGCUCGUCCGUCAGGCGUACCAUGUCCUUGUGCACGUACGCUCUCGUCUCGCGACCGCAUGGUUAUUGUUACCAUCUGCAUCCCCGUCCUCCGUCUCCACGCUACCCUGCACCAGCCCACUCUAGUGGGGCGUUGAGUCUGACAUUCGCUCUCACUCUUCUUGAGAGCUCUCUCCGUACACCUUGAUGCUGACCCUUAUACCAUAUUCACCAGACAGACAGACGGACAAAAUCCAUUGCUCAUAUGCAAAUUACUGUCGUUCGUUCGUGUAGUAUAUAUUUAUCUGUUAGUUUGCAUAGUACCAGUUGCGUUCCAUGUAUCCGUUAGGAUUUUUGUGCGAGGUCUUUCCGUUGCAUCCAUGUUUUUUUGUACAUUGUACGGUUGUCGUGUAUUAUUUUCUCACCUUUUGGAGCAGGCUCUUCUAUACACGACGUGAGUAGCAAAGGGAAAAACCGUGACCACCGCGCCGCCGCCUGUUCCUGUUGUGAGUACUUGGAGACUUGCC
Somion occarium is the source of this 2642-nucleotide messenger RNA. The record is from the annotation of a GenBank genome assembly. Lineage: Eukaryota; Fungi; Basidiomycota; Agaricomycetes; Polyporales; Cerrenaceae.